Molecule: messenger RNA, 476 nt
Organism: Dufourea novaeangliae
Lineage: Eukaryota; Metazoa; Arthropoda; Insecta; Hymenoptera; Halictidae
Product: MICOS complex subunit Mic10-like
Exons: 4
Coding region: 65-340 (91 amino acids)
Cellular component (GO): mitochondrion; MICOS complex; mitochondrial inner membrane
Source: RefSeq, a predicted model, not a curated record
AAGCGAGCGGAUUCUAAUGAAAUUAACGAACGUACAGGGAUCCACUCCACUUUAAUACAGAAAAAUGGCCGGUACCACUUGGACUGAAGACGAAAUUGGACGAAUAUGGGAUCGAUGUCUCACAGAUACACUUUUUAAACUUGGAGGAGGAGCUUUCCUUGGUGGUGUAUUCUGCCUGUUUUUCUAUAGACGAAGAAAAUGGCCCAUCAUAGCUGGAGGAGGUAUUGGCUUAGGUAUGGGAUUAUCUAAUUGUCAACAAGAUUUGAAUUCAAUGAUAAGGCCAAAAACAUCCAGAGACUGUAGCAAGGUUUCCAAAGAUGAAGCAAAGAAGAGUUCUUAGCAAGUUUUAUUAGCAAAAAUGAUGCUGUUACAGAACACCACAUAAUACACUAAUAAACUAGUUGAAUUUAUAUUAUAGUGUUAUAUAAAAUAAAAUCUUAAUGAAUUUAAGUUAUACUCGAUUUACAAAGAAUAAA